Messenger RNA from Akanthomyces muscarius, 687 nucleotides. RefSeq lists its product as uncharacterized. The transcript has a single exon. The record is from RefSeq and is a predicted model, not a curated record. Gene Ontology annotation, biological process: GPI anchor biosynthetic process. Gene Ontology annotation, cellular component: glycosylphosphatidylinositol-N-acetylglucosaminyltransferase (GPI-GnT) complex. NCBI's taxonomy places the organism in Eukaryota, Fungi, Ascomycota, Sordariomycetes, Hypocreales, Cordycipitaceae. Bases 1 to 687 code for a protein of 228 amino acids.
AUGCUCACCACACUGCCCCGUCUCCAAAUCCGGCGUCCCUCGCCCACAACCACCGAAUUCACCGUCACCACCCAACCACCAUCCACGGUCGCCCUGCGUCUCCUGCGCUUCCUCCUCCUCGUCCUGCGCAUCCUCCUCUCCAUCCUCACCAUCCUCCUCCUCGAAGCGCGCUGGUCCCUCUCGCCGUACUCCUCCCCCGCGCCCGCCCUGCCCCUCACCCUCCCGCACGAUCUCUUCACCGCCGACACGCUCCUCUGGGCUCUCGACGCCCUGCACCGCUCCUCCACGGGAACAUCCCUCCGCCACUUCUCCGCCUCGAUCCCGCUCGUCAUCCUCCUUCCCGGGGCUGCGCUCGCGCUGCGGACACUCUCGCGCCGGGUGUACGCCGAGGAGAGCUUGCUGGUCAUGCGCGGGCUGGGCGUGCAGACGCGCGAGAGCGCGCCGAGCUACUUUGCGAGCGCGGCGACGAGGUUCAUCCCCACGGAAAAGAUUCGCGAUAUACUGGUGAAUGAGGCGUUUCGGGGGUUCGAGGUCAGGUAUUAUCUGAUUGUGGUGGUCGAGGGCGAGGAGGACCUGGUGGUGGUGUUUCCGGGUCUGCUGCCGAGACGGCGCAUCGUGGAGGCGGUUUGGCGAGGCGCGAGGGAGUGUUUGUAUGAGAAAAGGGAUGAGAAGACGCCGAUUCUAUAA